GACGACGACGACGACGACGGGAGCAUGGUGGUGAUCUAAUAGCGUGUCCGGGAGUCCGGAGGAGGUGGGGCCAAGCCAGGUUAUGACAUGGGAGUGCCAGCACGGGGAGCACUCGCGGCUCUGCUGGCUGUGGCCGCCCUCGCCGUCUACCUGAACAGCCUCGGCUGCGGUUUCGUCUUUGACGACAUAUCCGCGAUCAAGGAGAAUCGCGAUCUCAGACCCCAUACGCCUCUCAGGAAUGUCUUCUUCAAUGACUUCUGGGGCACCCCCAUGCACAAGGAACAAUCGCACAAAUCGUAUAGGCCGCUAUGUGUCCUCACAUUCCGUUGGAAUUACAUGAUACAUCAAUUGGAUCCCAUGGGAUAUCAUCUGCUUAACGUUAUUCUGCAUAUUGGAGUUUGCCUCUUGUACUUCAGGACAUGUUUGAUGUUUUUACCAGACGUAGCAAGUUUCGUAUCUGCUCUUCUAUUCGCUGUUCAUCCCAUACACACGGAGGCGGUUACGGGAGUUGUCGGAAGAGCGGAAACGUUAUCGUCCUUAUUUUAUCUGGCAGCUUUAAUAACAUAUACUAAGUGUUGCAGAAGUAAGAGAUGUACAGGAUGGCGAUCAUUAAUAAUGUCGAUGUUCUUUGUAUUCAUCGCCAUGCUGUGCAAGGAGCAAGGAAUCACGGCCACGGCGGUCUGCGUUUUGUAUGAAAUUUUUGUUGUACAAAGGGUUAGAGCUAUGGAUAUUAUAUUAGCGGUGAAGUCGGCCUUCGAUGGUAAAAAGAUUUCGCCGACCUGGUCGAGCGAGGGUACGAAACGUCUGACGGCUGUUACCCUCGUGACCUUCAGCUUGUUAAUUUUAAGAUUACACGUAAUGGGUUCGAAGUUGCCAGUAUUUACCAGAUUUGACAAUCCAGCAUCGGUAGCUUCGACACCGACGAGACAGUUAACGUACAAUUACUUGGCAGCCGUGAACCUCCGGUUGCUAUUCCUUCCAAUCGACUUGUGUUGCGACUGGACGAUGGGAACGAUACCGCUGCUAGAAACUUUAUUGGACGUUAGAAAUGUAGCUACGAUCGCGGCUUAUACGACGGUGGUAGGACUUUUAUUCACAGCUGUUUUAACGCGUAGUAGACAAACGUCGAUAAUAAUCAUAAUGAGUUUGGCAAUGAUGGUUCUUCCAUUUCUUCCUGCUUCGAAUCUAUUUUUUCCCGUUGGAUUUGUCGUGGCCGAGAGAGUCUUAUAUGCACCUUCUAUGGGUUUCUGUAUGCUCAUUGGAUACGGCGCGCACAUACUUUGUGAGAAAAGUAAAAAAUUAUUCACGCUUCUCCUAUUGGUGCUAUUGGUGGCACACGCGACAAAAACUUAUGUGCGCAAUUAUGAUUGGUUGGACGAGUAUCAGAUAUUUAUGUCUGGACUUAAAGUCAAUGAUCGAAACGCCAAGCUUUUUAACAAUGUUGGCCACGCACUGGAGAGUCAAGGUCGUUUUAAGGAAGCUCUGAACUUCUUCAAUAUGGCUGUACAGGUCCAAGGCGACGACAUUGGUGCUCACAUUAACGUCGGCCGGACUUACAAUCAUUUGAAAAUGUUCAAGGAGGCCGAGGAUGCUUACUUAAAGGCGAAAUCAUUGUUGCCGAAGGCUAAGCCAGGCGAGUCCUACCAAGCACGAAUAGCACCGAAUCACCUAAACGUUUUCGUCAAUCUGGCCAAUCUCAUAGCAAAGAACGCCACGAGAUUAGAGGAGGCCGAUCUUCUCUACAGGCAAGCAAUCAGCAUGCGAGCGGACUACACCUUAGCGUACAUCAAUCGUGGCGACGUUUUAAUCAAACUCAAUCGUACAAAGGAAGCCCAAGAAGUUUACGAACGGGCCCUAUUUUAUGACAGUAACAAUCCGGACAUUUAUUAUAAUUUGGGCGUCGUGUUUUUGGAGCAAGGCAAGGCCUCGCAAGCUCUGGCUUAUCUUGACAAAGCUUUGGAAUUCGAUCCGGAGCACGAGCAAGCUUUAUUGAAUUCUGCAAUAUUGUUGCAAGAGUUGGGUCGCGCGGAGCUUCGUAAAGUUGCCAGAGAACGGCUUUUAAAAUUGCUGAGAAAGGAUUCGAAUAACGAGAGGGUCCAUUUUAAUCUUGGGAUGCUGGCAAUGGACGAUCAUGACAGUGAGAGCGCAGAACGAUGGUUCAGAAAUGCCGUUGCGUUGAAAGAGGACUUCAGGUCAGCCCUUUUUAAUCUUGCCUUGUUGUUGGCCGACGAGCAGCGUCCAUUGGAGGCUGCUCCGUUUCUGAAUCAAUUAGUCAGGUUUCAUCCGGAUCACGUGAAAGGUCUAAUUUUACUCGGCGACAUUUAUAUUAACAACAUCAAGGAUUUGGAUGCGGCUGAAAAUUGCUACCGGCGAAUCCUUCAGCUGGAUCCGAGCAAUAUCCAGGGCCUGCACAACCUCUGCGUGGUUAUGGUGGAGCGAGGUAGACUGGGGAUGGCCGAGCAGUGCCUCGAGAGGGCGGCGGUCUUAGCGCCCCAGCAGGACUACGUGCACCGUCACCUGGCCAUCGUGCGCGCACGCAUCAGCAGACUGCCGAAGGAGGUGCUGGCGGUCGGACAGGAAGACGGCCUCUUCGACGACGGCCUCUGGGUACACCGUCAUGUGGCAGCCCCCAGCCAGCAACAACAACACCAACAACAACAACAACACCAACAACAACAGCAGCAGCAGCAGCAGCAAGUCAUCGAGGAUCCCCAGUACCUCGGCAAGCAGGAGGCCGUUUAUUUGAAUCACGCGGUUGUUCACAAUCAUUUAGGGAACAAGCAACAGAAGCAGCGGAAGCAACGAAAGCAGUCGAGGAACGAGGUCAUCGACGCUUGUCUCGGCGUCGGUCUCAAGGCCGAUCCUCGAUGCGCUCCCGCACUAGGACUGACCGAGUACGCAUCUGGCAAGACUGAGUCCUGAAUUGCGUGGGAUGGUCCGCUGAAGCAGGAACCGCGGCCCGGUUGCGACGUCUUCGAGCGGAUAAUAGACGCCGUGGGGUGGGUGCCGGCGGAG
Molecule: messenger RNA, 3015 nt
Organism: Ceratosolen solmsi marchali
Lineage: Eukaryota; Metazoa; Arthropoda; Insecta; Hymenoptera; Agaonidae
Product: Transmembrane O-mannosyltransferase targeting cadherins 3
Exons: 15
Coding region: 88-2922 (944 amino acids)
Biological process (GO): protein O-linked glycosylation via mannose
Cellular component (GO): endoplasmic reticulum
Molecular function (GO): protein binding; mannosyltransferase activity
Source: RefSeq, a predicted model, not a curated record